UCGGGGCUCGGGGCCGGGGCCGGGAGGCGAGCGCAGCUGCAGCUCAGCGUGUGGGUCGCACUUGGGCCGAGCCAUGCAGGCGGCGCGCGUGGAGUACAUCGCUCCCUGGUGGGUCGUGUGGCUGCACAGCGUCCCGCACCUGGGCCUGCGCCUGCAGCCCGUGGACAGCACCUUCAGCCCCGGCGACAAGAGUUACCAGGAGUCACUGCUGUUCCUGGUGCUAGUGGCCGCCGUCUGCCUGGGCCUGAACCUCAUCUUCCUCGCGGCUUACUUGGCCUGCGUGUGCUGCUGCAGGCAGGAAGAUGCAGCGCAGACUAAGCAGCGCCAGUCCUGCUGCAUCACCUGGACGGCCGUGUCGGCCGGGCUCGUCUGCUGCGCUGCCGUGGGCAUUGGUUUCUAUGGAAACAGCGAGACCAACGAUGGGGUGUACCAGCUGAUGUACUCCUUAGAGGAUGCCAACCACACCUUCUCUGGGAUCGAUGCUCUGGUUUCCAGAACUACCGAGAAGAUGAAGGUGGACCUAGAGCAGCAUCUGGGCCGGCUCAGUGAGAUCCUUGCCGCCCGGGGCGAUUACAUGCAGACCCUGAAGUUCAUACAGCAGAUGGCAGGCAGCGUGGUUGCUCAGCUUUCAGGACUGCCCAUGUGGAGGGAGGUCACCAUGGAGCUGGCCCAGCUGUCCGAGCAGACUGGCUACGUGGAGUACUACAGGUGGCUCUCCUACCUCCUGCUGUUUAUCCUGGACCUGGUCAUCUGCCUCAUGGCUUGCCUGGGACUGGCCAAGCGCUCCAAGUGUCUCCUGGCCUCGAUGCUGUGCUGCGGGGCGCUGAGCCUGCUCCUCAGCUGGGCGUCGCUGGCUGCUGAUGCCGCUGCAGCAGUGGGCACCAGUGACUUCUGUGUGGCUCCUGAUACCUUCAUCCUGAACAUUACGGAGGGCCAGAUCAGCACAGAGGUGACUCGCUACUACCUGUAUUGUAGCCAGAGUGGAAGCAGCCCCUUCCAGCAGACACUGACCACCUUCCAGCGCGCGCUCACCACCAUGCAGAUCCAAAUCGCAGGGCUGCUGCAGUUCGCCGUGCCCCUCUUCCCCACCGCAGAGAAAGACCUGCUUGCAAUCCAGCUCCUGCUGAACUCCUCAGAGUCCAGCCUCCACCAGCUGACUGCCAUGUUGGACUGCCGAGGGCUGCACAAGGACUACCUGGACGCCCUUACUGGCGUCUGCUACGAUGGCCUUCAGGGCCUGCUCUACCUCGGCCUCUUCUCCCUCCUGGCCGCCCUAGCCUUCUCCAUCAUGAUCGGCGCGGGCCCAAGGGCCUGGAAGCACUUCACCACCAGAAACAGAGACUACAACGACAUUGAUGAUGAUGACCCCUUUAACCCCCAAGCCUGGCGCAUGGCGGCCCACAAUCCCCCAAGGGGGCAGCUUCACAGCUUCUGCAGCUACAGCAGCGGCCUGGGCAGCCAAACCAGCCUGCAGCCCCCGGCCCAGACCAUCUCCAACGCCCCCGUCUCCGAGUACAUGAACCAAGCCAUGCUCUUUGGUAGGAACCCACGCUACGAGAAUGUGCCGCUCAUCGGGAGAGCCUCCCCUCCGCCUACGAAACCAAAGGCAUCUGGAGCCCAAGAGGCCUCCUUUUGUGGCAGAGGAGCAGCUGGGAUUCCCAACCAAAGCCCCAUGGGGGCAGAAGACCCGCCACGCAGGCCAGCCUCUCUUCUGCCCUGCUCUCCACACCAGAAAUGCCCCCAGGUGCUUGGCCUCCUCAGAGGCGCCAUCCCUGAGCUGGCUGCCUGGCCCUGCUCACGCCUCCGUCUCACCCUCGCCAGGAGGGGAGUGGCUGUGAGGAAUGGGCCAGGUCAGAUGCCACCAUCAGAGAGCUGUAUGUUCUCUCCUGUCCCACAACCAUGACUCUGCCUCUUGUCAGCACGGCCGAGGGCCCAGAUGACCCCUCUCAGAGUCACCUAAGUCCUCCGUUCCCUGCAGGUAACACUGAGAAGGGCUGAUCAGGAGAUGCUCUUUAAGAAAGACGCACCCCUGAUGAGACCAGAACAGCCCAAAUCAGAGUUCCCAGGGCCAGAUAGGCUCCUCCUGAGCCAUAGAGGGGAGGUGUCAGGAGAGGUCUGCAAUGGGGGACAGUGGCUCCGGGGCUGGGGGUCACAGCCUGGUGGACCCUGGCAGGAACAGAGGUGAGAGCCUGCUGCAUUCUGCCUGUCUCCCUAACCCUCCAUCACCUCGCCUCUAUUCCAGAAUCAGUGCUGCAGACACAUUAGCUGCAGAUAGGCUCAGUCUCAGGUAUGAAGACACUUUGAAACAACUUUAAUUCUUUCUUUACUCCAGUGUUUUAAACAUGUUGAUUAUCCAAAGAAUUGAAACUCCUAGCACCUCCAGUUUUUACAACAGAUUUGCAUCUCAUUCCUCACCCUGGUUUUUAGGUCACUACUUUUGCAGAUUUUGCUAGCCCCGGCCAGUUCUCCAGAUCUGGAGGAGAGGGAAAGGAGCCGAUUCUUAAAUAAAAUAAGGAUCAGUGAGACAUCCUGUCCCAAGCUGCCGUUUGAUGGGGAUCUGGGUUUAUCUCACCCACGGAGGGAGGAUCUUUAAGAGGAGAGAAAAGCCAAGAGGGAGAGUGGAGUUCCCUGCUCUAGCGGACUAGCCGAAUGCCCACAUCAGCGGUCCCCUCCUGUUGUCUCCAAGCAAGUUUGCCAGAAAAGGUUUUAGCAAAGUGGUACCACUGUGUCUUCAUGGGAGGUUAGGCCUCUGCCCUGCCUCCCCCAGCACCUGCCCCUCCCGGUGUCCUCGGCCCUGGCCUGCUCAGCCACAGGAGCUUGUUGGCCAGGAGGGAAUAAUGUCCCCCAGUCCUCCCUGUUGGGGGGCCAAAGUUGGGGUCUUUGGUGCUUCUAACCUCCUGCCAACCUGGAGCAGCACCCCAGCCUUGCACACUGAAGCAAGGGCGUGGCGUGACUUGGCUUGGGACAAGGUUCUGUUUCUGUUUUGGAAGACCCUCCUGUCGUUGAAACAUGGACAGCAGUGUGGUCCUCAGCUCCCAGCGAAGCCUCCAUGACGGAAUGAGGCCACAGGGCAGCCGGGACUCCCUGUCUCCCCUGCAUUAACCCAUGCGCACCGUGUACCAUAGACUCACCCUGGUAUGUCCGCGUCACACGCAGAGAGGAACUCUGCGAUGUCAAAGUGUUGCUUCUUAAAGUUUAUUGGCAACUAGAGGGUUGUUUUUAAUGCAUGGAAACUAAACAGAUUCCUCGGGGAGUUCCUGAGGGAACCAGGUGGGCAAACCUUUGCUUAUAUACGUGCGGCCUCACCUGGAAGAGAAAUAAACCACGUGUACUAAAAUGUG
Sapajus apella (tufted capuchin) is the source of this 3341-nucleotide messenger RNA. It is a transcript of the gene TTYH2, whose product is annotated as tweety family member 2. Lineage: Eukaryota; Metazoa; Chordata; Mammalia; Primates; Cebidae. The record is from RefSeq and is a predicted model, not a curated record. The transcript has 14 exons. Gene Ontology annotation, molecular function: intracellularly calcium-gated chloride channel activity; volume-sensitive chloride channel activity. Gene Ontology annotation, cellular component: plasma membrane. Bases 74 to 1903 code for a protein of 609 amino acids.